This is a messenger RNA of Nerophis ophidion (straightnose pipefish), 3986 nucleotides long. RefSeq names its product calcium/calmodulin-dependent protein kinase type 1D-like. The transcript is spliced from 11 exons. Lineage: Eukaryota; Metazoa; Chordata; Actinopteri; Syngnathiformes; Syngnathidae. Gene Ontology annotation, cellular component: cytoplasm; intracellular anatomical structure. The coding region runs from base 897 to 2156 and encodes 419 amino acids. Gene Ontology annotation, biological process: peptidyl-serine phosphorylation. The record is from RefSeq and is a predicted model, not a curated record. Gene Ontology annotation, molecular function: ATP binding; calmodulin binding; calcium/calmodulin-dependent protein kinase activity.
GCAGGCAGGGACACAGACUCACACGGUCCUAGUCCUAGGAAGACUCACACAGUCCUAGUCCAAGGUGGAGGACUCACUUGGUCCUAGGAGAAGGAUUCACAUGGUCCUAGGAGGAGGACUCACAUGGUUCUAGGAGAAGGAUUCACAUGGUCCUAGGAGGAGGACUCACAUGGUCCUAGGAGGAAGACUCACAUGGUCCUAGGAGAAGGACUCACAUGGUCCUAGGAGGAGGACUCACAUGGUCCAAGGCGGAGGACUCACUUGGUCCUAGGAGAAGGACUCACAUGGUCCUAGGAGGAGGACUCACACAGUCCUAGGAGGAGGACUCACACGGUCCUAGUCCAAGGCGGAGGACUCACUUGGUCCAAGGCAGAGGACUCACAUGGUCCUAGGAGGAGGACUCACACAGUCCUAGGAGGAGGACUCACUUGGUCCUAGGAGGAGUACUCACACGGUCCUAGGAGGAGGACUCACAUGGUCCUAGGAGGAGGACUCACUUGGUCCUAGGAGGAGGACUCACAUGGUCCUAGGAGGAGGACUCACUUGGUCCUAGGAGGAGGACUCACAUGGUCCUAGGAGGAGGACUCUCUUUGUCCUAGGAGGAGGACUUGCUUGGUCCUAGGAGGAGGACUCACAUGGUCCUAGGAGGAAGACUCAAACGGUCCUAGGAGGAGGACUCUCUUUGUCCUAGGAGGAGGACUCACUUGGUCCUGGGAGGAGGACUCAAACGUUCCUAGGAGGAGGACUCACACGGUCCUAGGAGGAGGACUCGCUUGGUCCUAGGAGGAAAACUCACACAGUCCUAGGCGGCGGACUCACAUGGUCCUAGGAGGAGGACUCACACGGACGUGUGUGUUAGUCCACACUUCCUAGUCCAGAGGAGUCAGGCAGCCGUCAUGGCGCGGGAGAGCGAGGAGGACGUGCGGGGUCAGACCUGGAAGAAGCAGGUGGACGACAUCAAGAAGGUCUUCCAUCUCAAGGAGGUGCUCGGCACGGGAGCCUUUUCUGAGGUGGUCCUGGCCCAGGAGAAACUGACAGGGGGGAUGUUUGCUGUCAAGUGCAUCCCCAAGAAGGCUCUGAAGGGGAAAGAGAGCAGCUUGGAGAACGAGAUCGCCGUGCUGAGGAAGAUCAAACACGAGAACAUCGUGGCGCUGGAGGACAUCUACGAGAGUCCGGAGCACCUGUACCUCAUCAUGCAGCUGGUGUCAGGCGGCGAGCUUUUUGACCGAAUCGUUGAGAAAGGCUUCUACACGGAGAAAGACGCCAGCACGCUCAUCCGACAAGUGCUGGAUGCUGUUAACUAUCUGCACAACAUGGGCAUCGUCCACAGAGACCUAAAGCCAGAGAACCUUCUCUACUUCAACCCUCACCACCACUCCAAGAUCAUGAUCAGCGACUUUGGUCUCUCCAAGAUGGAGGGCAGCGGGAACGUCAUGUCCACCGCAUGUGGCACACCAGGAUAUGUGGCGCCAGAAGUUCUUGCCCAGAAGCCCUACAGCAAGGCAGUGGACUGCUGGUCCAUCGGAGUCAUCGCAUAUAUUCUACUGUGUGGAUAUCCUCCUUUUUACCACGACAACGACGCCAAGCUCUUCGAACAGAUCCUCAAAGCCGACUACGAGUUCGACGCUCCGUACUGGGACGACAUCUCCCACUCAGCUAAGGAUUUUAUCAGCAACCUCAUGGAGAAAGACCCCAGCAAGCGUUUCACCUGUGAGGAGGCACUGCGGCAUCCCUGGAUCUCGGGGGACACUGCCCUGUGCAAGAACAUCCAUGAGUCUGUUAGCCGGCAGAUGAAGAAGAACUUCGCCAAGAGCAAAUGGAGGCAAGCGUUCAACGCCACGGCGGUGGUUCGCCACAUGAGGCGGCUGCAGCUUGGCAGCAGCAUGGCAAGCAGCGUGGACGCCUCCAACCCACACAGGCUGAGCCAGAAGGUGACCCGGAGUCCAAACCAGGUGGACCACAGCCGGCCGGCUCUGAACCAGAAUGCGGGAGAGACGUCAUCCUUGGACGACAACAUGGCCGCUCCACGCAAGGAAUGUGUGCCCGCCACGCCCUGCAGUCUGGCGUCCGCAGCCGGCGCUCCGACAGCGGGGGCGGAGCUCAGCCGAGCGCGGCCCUCGCCGGUGCCCGCCCCCGUGCUGACGGAGACCAAGUGACGGCGCUGUGAGGCGUCUGGAGGAGAGGACGGCCAUCUUCUUUGUCUCCUCGCUGACCUUCUUCAUCUCCUCUUCCUCGCCAUGGGAGUGUCCACUUCCACUUCCACUUCCUCUUUCUUCUCCCUCCAACUGGAAUGUUCCAUCUUGCUCCAAGCGCCCUCCAUCCUCUUGGCUGUCCAAUGAGCAGGCUGCGUGGGGAGCAUGACCAAAUAAGGGCGUGCGUGAUGGUCACUACCUCAUGCUUUCCCAUAAUCCCUUGUGCUCGCCUGCGUCCUUGACUAUUAUUGCUGAUGUAAACAACAACAUUCACCCUUUUUUUCUUCAGGCGCCCUCGUCUAUCUCAGGGGUCCCCAAACUUUAGGACCUGGGGGCCACAUUGGUUUGAAAGAAUUUGGCCGGGGGCGGGGCUAUCUCUGUGUGUGUGUGUGUGUACUGUAUGUAUAUGUAUAUGUAUGUAUUAGGGUUGUACAGUAUACCAGUACUAGUAUAGUAUCGCAGUACUAAUGAAUCAUAAUCGCUACUCAACUCUGUUUGAAAAGUACCGCUUCCCCUUUUUUGAACAUGCAUGACAUCGCGUCGUCGUCACGUGGUGACAUUGUUAGUUUUAUCAGCAGAGGAGCAUGUAUGGCAGCGCGCACACACAGAGUACUUCCAAGCAGACACAGUGUGUAGACAGAAAAGGGAGAAUGGUUGCAUUUUGGUGUAAAAAGUCAAGAUAAAGGUGAAGUUCUAACACUGAAACACCAUUAGGAAGAGCUGCUUUAAGACAUGCAGCUAACAUCCAUCCACAGUGUUUUAGCUACUUCUAAAUCACUAAUCCUGGUCUCCAUGGCGACAAAUAAAGUUUCUUACAAGUAACAUUAUCACUGGAGGACGAGGAAUAGCUAAACAUGCUUCACUACACACCGUAGCUCACCAGCGUCACAAUGUAAACAAAUGCCAUGGGUGGAUCUACACCUGACAUCCACUGUGAUGAUACCAAGUACAAGAGUGUAUCUAGUCGAUACUACAAUGAUUACAUUGAUAUUUUUUAGCGUCACAAAAUCUUAUUUCCUUUUUUUUUUAAAUUCAUAUUAUGUUUCUAAAUUCAGUAAAUACGUCCCUGGACACAUGAGGACUUUGAAUAUGACCAAUGUAUGAUCCUGUAACUACUUGGUAUCGACAUGAUCCAUACCUACAUGUGUGGUAUCAUCCAAAACUAAUGUCAAGUAUCAAAGAAGAGAAGAAUAAGUGAUUAUUACAUUUGAACAGAAGUGUAGAUAGAACAUGUUCAAAUAGAAAAUAAGCAGAUAUUAACAGUAAAUGAACAAGUAGAUUAAUAAUCCAUUUUUACAGUUUGUCCCUCAUAAUGUGUAUAAAAUAAUAGGUGUAUAAAUGACACAAUAUGUUACUGCAGACUAAUUAGGAGUCUUUGUUUGUUUACUUACUACUAAAAGACAAGUUGUCUAGUAUGUUCAACAUUUGAUUGAAGGACUAAAUGACAAUAAUAAACAUAUGUUUCAUCCAUCCAUCCAUCCAUUUCCUACCGCUUAUUCCCUUUCAUCUAAGAUUUGUUGUUACAAUAAAGGCAAUAAUGACAUUUUUGGAGCUCCCCUUUAUUUAGAAAAAUAUCAAAAUACAUUUUGUUACCGGUACUAAAUACUGAUAAGGCGACAACCCUAGUAUGUGUGUAUAUGUAUGUGUAUGUAUAUAUUAAAUAUUUGUUUAUAUGUAUGCACAUAUGUGCAAGCUUUAUAUGUGUGUACAUGUACUGUAUAUGAAUGUACAAAGUACACAAGCAGUAAAGUAGUCAGCUUGUGUAAAUAGUAAAUAAAAAGAGAAUACAACAAA